AUGAAUGACCGUUUAACAAAAAUCAAAGGAAAAAGUGGAUUAGAAUUUUUAAUCUCAGAUAAAGGGAUUAGAGAACAAUUAAUUAGCUUUUUGCCUCAAUUUUGGGAUGACAAACAAAUAACAAUUUUUACAGAAAAUUAUCGUUAUAUAAUAAUAAUUGGAAGAAAUUUUUGGAUAUAUUAUUUUAAAUUAAAUAUUGGGGAUAGAAUUAGUGAAGAAGAUGAAAGGGAAAUUAAAAUUUUUAUUAAAAAAUAUAUUACCCCAUUUUUGGAUUCUCGUUCACAUUCACUAGAGUUGGAUGAUUGGCAAAGAUUAAAUAAAUGGAUAAAUGAAUAUAUAGAUGGAAUUUUGAAUAAUCAUUUUAUUGGCGAUGGAGAAAAAAGUUUAAAAUUUAAGUUAAAAAAAUAUUUGGAUAAAAUAAAGUUUGACCAAAGAAAUACUCAAUCAAGCCAGCAAUCUCCAAAUUUACUUGAACAAAAAUUUAAAAUAAUCUCUGAAAGAUUAAUUCAAAAUAAAGGGUUUCUUUUUGGUGAUAAAAUAACUAGAGCAGAUCUUUCUUUGUUUUCUGUUCUUGUUCAAUAUUUUGAAGGGCCAUUAAAAAAUGAAAAUUUGAAAAAUUAUUUUAUGAAAGAAUCGGAAAAUAAAUUAAAUAAAAAUAAUUUUAAUUAUUUUGAUGGAAAAGGAAAGGGAAAAGUUGAAGAAGAAAAAGAAGAAGAAGAAGAUUUAGAUGAAAUUACUGAAGUAAAAGAAAAGAAAAAAGAAAGCAGUUCAAAUAAAUUUGAAGAUGAUUAUGUUAAUUGGGAAAUUCAGAUACUUUUUGAAUUUGUUGAAAAAAUAAAAAAACAUUUAGGGUUUGAAAAUAAUGAAAGAUGGAAAGGAAUACAAGUAAAACCGUGGAUUUUAAAUUAUGAAAAUGAAAUUAAUUUGACUGAGAAAUAUAACGGUAAUUUUAUGAUUAAGAGGGGAACUGCUCAUGGAAACGGAUAA
This is a messenger RNA of Meloidogyne enterolobii, 987 nucleotides long. The record is from the annotation of a GenBank genome assembly. NCBI's taxonomy places the organism in Eukaryota, Metazoa, Nematoda, Chromadorea, Rhabditida, Meloidogynidae.